Messenger RNA from Linum trigynum, 6140 nucleotides. The record is from the annotation of a GenBank genome assembly. NCBI's taxonomy places the organism in Eukaryota, Viridiplantae, Streptophyta, Magnoliopsida, Malpighiales, Linaceae.
CCAAAAUUUAUAGAUAGUUUAUAUUAUCUUAUAUCCACUCAUAAUGAACCUUGGUCAAUAUUAUACGUUUGUCAAUAUUUGUUACAUUUUUAUUUUACUAUUAUUAUAUUAAUUAUUUUCUUUCUUAUCUUAUCCCUCAUCCACUACCACUAGUCACUUUCUAGUUUCUUCUACAACCCAGAUCUCUCUCCCCCUCACAACCCUCUCUCUUUCUUCUACAACGCAGAGGAAGCUAGCUAUAAUUUCGUUUCCGCUUCUCUGCAAAACCUCAAUUUUUCACCACCAUGCAACAGCCAAAUAAGCCUUUUUCACUCAUAUCUCAUCAUAUAUCAAGUGAUCGACAUGCCAAGUUCCUAUCGUAACGUUAUUUUGACGGAAAGAAGACGAUAUUAUUCGACACCAGGCCGAUGAUUCAAGGUUCCGGCAAGGAAAGGGAUAGAUGGAGAUUAGCCUAUUUUCUCUUUGCUCUUUGAUCGACAUCUGAAUUUGUUACUCGACUCUGUCUCACGUCUCAAGAAGAUUAAGAGUUUGUAGCCGCCAUUCUGUUUCGCUUCUCAUGUGACUGUUCACCCGGCAACAACUUUUUGAUGUCCUUCCAUAAAUUUUGUUUAUUCAAUUUUCCUGAGUUAAAUAUCAUAUAUUUCAAGAAACUUGUUGCAAAUAACUCAUUCAACUUCUACCGAAAAAGAGAGCCUUUAAAUCCAAUUUCUGGUUCUGCUUGCAUGGUAAUUGCAAAAUCAGUUGAUUUGAAAAUUGGAAGAAAGAUUGUAGAAAAGCUUAUUUGAUUUAGAGGACAACAACCUUUUAUUUAGAUUUUCAGGGCAUUUUUGGGGUGCACAGCGAAGAAUUGACAAAUUAACCGGUUUGCCCCUCCUAGUCUGUGUAUUGCAAAUCGAUUUACGAAAUAGGGAUUGAGGUCCAGCGGUGGAAGAUUAAAGGCAAGGGGAACGAUGCGGCAGCGGGAGGAAAGGGAAGGGGGCACGCCGAGAAUUUCUUCCGGGAGGGUUUGGAAUACAGAAGGUGAGACUUGAGAGAGAGAGAGAGAGAGAGAGAGAGAGAGAGAGAGAGAGAGAGAGAGAGAUGAGUCAGAUUUUUGGGACGUUUUGGCGAGACCCGCGACAGAGAUGCCGAGAAAGAUAAAUAUUGAGGAAUUACCGAAAGGCCCAUCCGCCGUGUGCGGGUUAUUGAGAAGGGACUGACGUGGCAAAACUAUUUUUUUUACAUUGCCUUAUAGUAUUUUGUAGACAUGCAGUCGACUGGUCAACCGAUUCAGGAAGGCUGGACCUGGGUGCCCGUUCUGUAAGCGAAGAAUGGGCUCAUGUGUCUCGCAAUGCAAACAAAUUGGGCCAUGGUUUUGCUUUGGGAUUGUACUAUGUAUUGGGCUGAAUGAACGAGACCCAGGAGGUCUCUCCUGAUAAUAUGACGCAACUUUCAUCCUAUCGCCACAAACAAACCCUUUCAUCCGCUCUGCAGUGUUGUCUCAUCACACUCGAUCGAUCAAUCUCCAGUUCUAGCACAGCCAUGGCGCAAACCCUAGCUCGUUCCUCUCGUCAUCUCACCAUCUCCUCGCUCAUCCCCAAACGACUGAUCUCCUCCUCCUCCGCAAUCACUCGACCUCCUUCUCCUACCACGCUUCUCUUCCCUCGACGUCCCCUGCUCCCAAUCUCCCCUGCCGCCCGCUCCGUCAUCCCCGUAUCUCCCCCUCGCUUCACCGCGAUCCGGUGCCUGGUCAAUUCCGCCGGCAACUUGAGCGAGCGCCCUCCCGCGGCAGAGAUGGCCCAGCUUUACCCCGGCUGCGACCGCAAGCACUGGCUCGUUGUAUUUGACCGCAAGCCCGACGGCGAAGGAGCUACCAAGCAGCAGAUGAUCGAUCGCUACAUUAAGACGUUGGCCUCUAUCCUCUACAGCGAAGAGAAUGCGAAGAAGAAGAUAUACAGCGUCUCUUGUGAGGGAUACUUUGGAUUCGGAUGUGAGAUUGACGAGGUGGAUGCCAACAGGCUGAAAGAAUGGCACAAAGACCGCAAUAUUCGCUUUGUGUUGCCGGAUGCUUAUGUGGAUCCUGAGUACAAGGACUAUGGCGGUGAAUUGUUUGUGAACGGGGAGAUAGUUGCUAGAUCCCCAGAGAGGGAGAGGAGAGUGCGGCAGCUGCAAAUGUCGUCGUCACAGAACUAGAUACAUUAGCUGAAAAUGUUGGCAAGUUGUAUUGGUUCGGUUUUGGUCUCAACUCUGAACGACACUGAAAGCUGUUUGAAACUAAAUUGGUUUCGAAGAUCUGUUCAAUGGUUUGUAGGUGUUAAUCGUGCUAAGACCAAUUAGAUAGAGGGUAGAUGAGGUAGAGAUGAAUAGAAAUGAGAGAGAGACUAGUGUGUUAGUGAUCUGUGUUUGGAUUUGGUCAUGUGGUAAGGUAACAUAAUAUAGUGUGGAUGGUUUUUGGUCUUUGGUUUUUUUUGCAGGUGAAUCAUUUGUGAAUGGUGAAUGUGUGUCUGGAAAUUCCAGUGUGUCUGAUAAAACAGUUAGACUAUUAAUUCAUUUUCUCGAUGCUUAUUGUUCCUAGCUCCCUCUGGUGCUUAUUGUUCCAACUCACAUGGAUACAUUACAUACUAGCCCCGACCCGUUGGUCCGGUCUUUGAUUAUUAUGUAUUUUAUAUAUGUGCUACUACCUGUAAAUACUAAAUAUCAAAUAGCACAAGUGAUAUUCAAUGUUCACAAAAAAAAAAAAUCAUUUAUGAUUUAGUUUUAUAUAGUUCAAUAUAUUCUUUAAAUCGUUUUCCAGUAUUUAUCUUAUUUGUUAAUACGACACAUGUUAUAGAUAUGAAAUUGUAUGAUUUGGAAGAGGACGGUGCUGAUUGGUAGUCACAAAUAAAGGACCUAAAUUGCUAGUUCAGAAUUUGAUAUUGUGUCUGAUAAGUUCCUAGUUCACUUUAUAAGCACAAAAGGUUAGGGCAUAAAUCAAGUACCUCAAUAAAAAUGAAAGCUAAAUAUUUAUGAAGAUCUUAUGAUCCCACGACGUGAUCCAUUAAGCCGGGGAAAAUCCUAUUUAAAUUAAAAGGCCGAAAAAUGUUAUUUUUUUCAUUAAUUUUUUUGGAAUAUUCCAUAUCUAAGACCACUCUAAUGCUCCUUUUCGCCAUGCAUAAACUGAACCAACAAUUAGGAUAAGCACUAAAGAGAUAGAUUUAUAAAAUCUCGCACCUUGAGAAAAGUUUGAUAACAUAUUCAAUAAAAUUGUUGCAAUCCUUCCCACAAUAGGUCAAGGAGCCAGACCAGGGGCGGACCGACGGGUGUUUAGGGGUGUCCCCGGACACCCCUAAAUUUUGGGAAAGCGAUUAUCCAACCCCCGGUAAUAAUUUACGUAUUGACAAAAAAAUUAUAAUUGAUAGUCGGGGACACCCCUAAAUUUAAAAAAGUGAUUAUCCUACUCUCAUCUUUUAGUUUGAGUAUAAGAAUAUAAGUAGUAGUUUGGGUAAUUCAAACAUAGGACACUUUUAUUAUUAAUAAACCUAAUUUUCAUUAGGCUACAACUCAUAUGUUAUUCGAUUUUAAACACUGUGUAAUAGUAUAAUGUCAUUCUCUAUCUCUAAUUAUUUUCAAAAUCUAACAAUUAAACAAAUUUCAAGCUACCCUUAAUUGGUAUUGAUUUAUGGUUGUACAACAAGUAUUGAAAGAGUCUUUUCAGCUUUGGAUUACAUCAAGAACAAGUUUAGAAAUUGAAUAUGUGAUCAGUUCGUGAAUGAUUGUCUAAUAUGAUAUACAGAGACAAUUUUUUUUUUUUUUUGAAUAGUGUACCCCCAAGUGUGUUCUACAAUCAUUUUUUAAUAUGAAAACACAUUGUGAAUUUUUUCAAACUAUAUGAGUAAAGUAUUUCUCAUUUAAAUAUUUUUUAUUUUUUAUUAAUUAUUUUAGAAUUAUUUAUAUUUAAUUUAUUUUUUAAAAGAGGACACCCCUAUGUAAAAUUUCUGGGUCCGCCACUGAGCCAGACUCCUCCCAUCUCCAAAUUUAAUCGUUACGUGCAUACCCCCGAUGCAGUUAGCUUAUAGAGAUAAAAAGAAAUACACAUGUUCUUGCAAUUAAUCUCACCUAAAACGUUGAAAAAUUUAGGAGUGGGGAAGGCAAAUUUGUUGAUAAGGGUGAUAUAGGUUUCAUUUUUGUCAUUAAGGUACUACUUAAGGGAUUCGAACCUGAAACCUCCAGGUUCUAGGCCAGUAGUAUUACCACUAGACCAAUUUGAUCGACCAAAAAAAGAAAGUGCAUUCCCUAUCAUUAGGAGACUCAAAUUCGGUGGAAGGAAAGGGAAAGAUGAAAGGAAUUAAUUUAUGAGUCAAGAGAAUAAGGGAUAACGAAGCACAAUAACAGGGAAAGGGGUUUAUUAACCAUUAUUUAUUUAUUUUUACAAUAGAAAACAAAAUCUAAACAAAAUGAAACUACCAUUUCCUAUAAAAAAAACAUGUUUGAAAAUUUAUGGGUCUAGAGGCUUUUGAAAAUUAAACUUGAAAACGAAAAAUAGUGUUUAUUAACGAUUUUUAUGAUCUAAAAACUUUGGUGAUCUGAUUGCCACAUUUUUAAAUUUAAUCGGUAUUUAAAAAAUUGUACCGUAUCAACAAUCUGACAGAAAAACAACCUAUCGAAACCUAAGCCGGUAGGGCUGGAAAAAUUGACCAGAUCGUUUGAAUGAGAAAUACUUUGAUGGGUUUUCGUUUGUGUUUUGUUUGCAGGUGAAUUGUUUGUGAACGGGGAGAUAGUUGCUAGAUCCCCAGAGAGGGAGAGGAGAGUGCGGCAGCUGCAAAUGUCGUCGUCACAGAACUAGAUACAUUAGCUGAAAAUGUUGGCAAGUUGUAUUGGUUCGGUUUUGGUCUCAACUCUGAACGACACUGAAAGCUGUUUGAAACUAAAUUGGUUUCGAAGAUCUGUUCAAUGGUUUGUAGGUGUUAAUCGUGCUAAGACCAAUUAGAUAGAGGGUAGAUGAGGUAGAGAUGAAUAGAAAUGAGAGAGAGACUAGUGUGUUAGUGAUCUGUGUUUGGAUUUGGUCAUGUGGUAAGGUAACAUAAUAUAGUGUGGAUGGUUUUUGGUCUUUGGGUUUUUUUGCAGGUGAAUCAUUUGUGAAUGGUGAAUGUGUGUCUGGAAAUUCCAGUGUGUCUGAUAAAACAGUUAGACUAUUAAUUCAUUUUCUCGAUGCUUAUUGUUCCUAGCUCCCUCUGGUGCUUAUUGUUCCAACUCACAUGGAUACAUUACAUACUAGCCCCGACCCGUUGGUCCGGUCUUUGAUUAUUAUGUAUUUUAUAUAUGUGCUACUACCUGUAAAUACUAAAUAUCAAAUAGCACAAGUGAUAUUCAAUGUUCACAAAAAAAAAAAAAUCAUUUAUGAUUUAGUUUUAUAUAGUUCAAUAUAUUCUUUAAAUCGUUUUCCAGUAUUUAUCUUAUUUGUUAAUACGACACAUGUUAUAGAUAUGAAAUUGUAUGAUUUGGAAGAGGACGCUGCUGAUUGGUAGUCACAAAUAAAGGACCUAAAUUGCUAGUUCAGAAUUUGAUAUUGUGUCUGAUAAGUUCCUAGUUCACUUUAUAAGCACAAAAGGUUAGGGCAUAAAUCAAGUACCUCAAUAAAAAUGAAAGCUAAAUAUUUAUGAAGAUCUUAUGAUCCCACGACGUGAUCCAUUAAGCCGGGGAAAAUCCUAUUUAAAUUAAAAGGCCGAAAAAUGUUAUUUUUUUCAUUAAUUUUUUUGGAAUAUUCCAUAUCUAAGACCACUCUAAUGCUCCUUUUCGCCAUGCAUAAACUGAACCAACAAUUAGGAUAAGCACUAAAGAGAUAGAUUUAUAAAAUCUCGCACCUUGAGAAAAGUUUGAUAACAUAUUCAAUAAAAUUGUUGCAAUCCUUCCCACAAUAGGUCAAGGAGCCAGACCAGGGGCGGACCGACGGGUGUUUAGGGGUGUCCCCGGACACCCCUAAAUUUUGGGAAAGCGAUUAUCCAACCCCCGGUAAUAAUUUACGUAUUGACAAAAAAAUUAUAAUUGAUAGUCGGGGACACCCCUAAAUUUAAAAAAGUGAUUAUCCUACUCUCAUCUUUUAGUUUGAGUAUAAGAAUAUAAGUAGUAGUUUGGGUAAUUCAAACAUAGGACACUUUUAUUAUUAAUAAACCUAAUUUUCAUUA